AUGAGUGUUGCCAGCCAGACUUUAAAUUAUGGAAUUUUAUUAAGGAAUAAUAGUAUGGCAGACAAAAAGAAAAAAGUAUUUGCUGUGAAGGAGUCCGCGCCAAGGAGACCAGUGAUACUGAAAUCUGAUCGUGAAACCGUUAAAGAUCAAAGUAAAGAAAAGCAAGAAAAAGAAAAACAGCCAACUAUUAUAUUAAAAACAAGGGAACAAAGCACUCCUAAAGAAGAAAGGCCACAGAGCCCCAAAAUAAUAAAAACUUCUACAUGUGAAUCAGAAGGGCAACCAUGCAAAAUUGCUCAAAAUGAAAACAAAGAAAAAAAAAACAUAGAACACAAAUUAGUUCCACCAUUAAAGUUUAUGACAGAGCCUGUAAAGUUGCUAGAUGAGAAUCUGGAGCUUAAUAAUGCUGCAUUGGAAUUCCUUCAUGACUCUAGCACAAAUUAUUUAGUUGUUGGAAUAAUUGGCACUCAAGGCGUUGGGAAGUCCAUGAUUUUGAAUUUGAUUGCAAAUAAUAUUCAUGACGAAAAUCUGUGCUCCCAAAUACUUAACUCUUAUGAAAUAGUAGCUGACAAUUUAUAUGAAGGUAAUGAAGUUGUCGGAUUAGAAAACCAAUUAGAAGCCCUUGAUUUUGCUGGGGUACCUGAACCGAAGCCGCAACCCGCUGCCAAUAAUGGAAUUUUCAAGUUUAAAAUGCAGGAUAUUGAACAAAUUGAAAGAGGCGUACAUUGUACAAAAGGUAUUGAUAUGUACAUCACAAACGAUCGCGUAAUAUUACUCGACUGUCAAGCUUUGUGGUCGCCAUCUUUGAUAGAAGAAUCGAAUACGACGAUCACUGCCCGCAGUGCUAAUGUAGUCACGGUCGACUGCCUUCAAAUAGCCUCAUAUCUUAUGGCUACUUGCCAUGUGCUGAUUGCUGUGCAGGAUUGGUUUACGGAUUACAAUUUUCUAAGGUACAUUCAAGCAGCAGAAAUGUUGAAACCAUCGUUGUCAGCCUCUAACACGAUAGCGAAUAAUCAAGAAGGAUCAGAGUCCACGGGUGGAGGAGAGAGUCAUCCGCACUUGUUGCUAUUACAUAACAGAUGCCAGCUUGAGGACUUCACUCCAGAGGCUGUGGCGACUAUGCAAGAUCUUUAUAGGCAAGCAUUUCAAAAAUCGAAUCUUCAACUGAACUCAGGCAUGUACAUGUACAGCGAUACAAAUAAGAAUGGUCUAAAUGUGGACAGCGUUUGCAAAGGCUAUAAUGUGGAGAGUUGUGGCAUGCCCAUUAAUCUGUUUCUUCUGCCGGAGAUAUAUAGUGAUUUUGAAAAUCGUGAAAUCUACCGCGGACACCCUCCAUUUGAGCAACUCGCAAAACGUUUACGAUGGAUGAUACUCGGUGUCAACAGACAUCAAAUCACCAAUGUACCAAAUUUAUCCGAAAGAGGUUGGUUCCACUACUGCAGCAAGGCCUGGGAGACUAUAAGAAAGUGCACAUUCUUCAUGGAGUACGAGAGGUUCUUACCUUGA
Molecule: messenger RNA, 1506 nt
Organism: Arctia plantaginis
Lineage: Eukaryota; Metazoa; Arthropoda; Insecta; Lepidoptera; Erebidae
Source: the annotation of a GenBank genome assembly